GUGGAUUCGCCUGGGACUGCUUUGGAAAAAUUCGUUUUAUUCGAUCCUGAUAAACUGAAUGAUGAAAAUAAGACUCUAAUUAUUCAAUUUCUUCGGGGCGUAACGGGCGUCAUUCCCCAGUUUCAUCGCUUCAGUUUUGAUGUUGAUUACAACGAUUGGAGUGCUAAGAGUUGCAUCAGUGCAGUGUUGCCAGAAGGCUUGUUGUUUAGUGGGUUUACGCAAGCUGGUCAUAUUGUGCACGUGAAUUUACGUGAGGAGAUGUUGCCUUACAAAUAUGUGGUGGGUCAGAUUUUAAGGGAUAAAAUUUCCACUUGUCGCACUGUCGUUAACAAGUUAGAUUUGAUUACAAGUGAAUUUCGAACUUUCGAGCUUGACCAUCUCGCAGGUGAUAAAGACUAUAUUACGACAGUAAACUCUGGCGGGAUGUCGUUUAAAAUUGAUUUUGCAAAGACAUUCUGGAAUACUCGUUUAAGUACCGAACAUAAGCGCAUUUGUGACCAGUUUGAUAGUAAUUGUGUAGUAUUUGACUGCUGUGCUGGAGUGGGACCAUUCGUCCUUCCAGCAGCUCGUCGUCGAAUUCGUGCUAUCUAUGCCAACGAUCUAAAUCCUGAUUGCAUUUAUUUUCUGAAAGAAAAUAUUAAAAUUAAUAAACUUUCUGGCGUUCCAAAUUUCUAUGUCUUCAACAUGGAUGCGGUGGAUUUUAUAAAAGGUGUUGUAUCGGAUAGUUUAACAUCUUUAAUUUUUUGCGACAAAAGGGAAACAAACGGACUUCAGAAAAGCCAGGGCAGCGAGAUUGCAGAUCCUCUUCACUUACCAGGUUACGGAGAUUACUAUUUGGGAAUUAACUUUGUGUUAUAA
Molecule: messenger RNA, 858 nt
Organism: Enterobius vermicularis (human pinworm)
Lineage: Eukaryota; Metazoa; Nematoda; Chromadorea; Rhabditida; Oxyuridae
Source: the annotation of a GenBank genome assembly